AUGAAUUUUGUCACAUUUAACCAGGACUACAGCCAUCUGGCUGUUGGUACUACACAAGGAUUCCGCAUAUAUACUACGGAUCCCUUUGGGAAAAGCUACGAACAUAAGGAAGGGAACAUAGCCCUGUUGGAAAUGCUAUUCUCAACUUCUCUUGUCGCUGUGAUUCUCUCCCCACGACGGUUGCAGAUCAUGAAUACAAAGCGCGUCAUUUGCGAGCUCACAUUUCCGACCACCGUUUUGGCCAUUCGCUUAAAUCGGAAACGCUUAGCAAUUGUACUGGAAGACCAGAUAUAUAUCUACGAUAUCCAGACCAUGAAACUCUUCUAUACCAUAGAUACAUCACCAAACCCAAAUGCUAUCUGCGCCCUGUCACCUUCGUCUGAUAAUUGCUACCUCGCCUACCCACUUCCGCAAAAGGCUCCGCCCCCCAGCUUCUCUCCGCUCCCGCACACCCCUCCGACCAAUACUCAUAUUCCCCCGACGAGCGGUGAAGUCCUUAUAUUUGAUGCAUAUAAACUCGAGGCUGUCAACGUGGUGGAAGCACACAAGUCGCCAUUAUCGUUCCUUGCAAUCAAUACAGAAGGCAACCUUCUAGCGACUGCUUCCGACAAAGGAACAAUCAUCCGCGUUUUCUCCGUCCCUGCUGCCCACAAACUGUAUCAGUUCAGGAGGGGGUCGAUGCCAUCGAGGAUAUUUAGCAUGUCUUUUAAUAUCACAUCGACGCUACUGUGCGUGUCGUCGGCCACAGAAACCAUCCAUAUCUUCAGGCUAGGCCAGCAACAAGGCUCCUCCAAGGGUAAUAGCCCAAACCGCAAUCGCGAAUCUAACCGUGGGUCUGGGGAUGAUUCCGACUCAUUGGGCUCAGAAAUCUCUUCUAGGAAGCACAACGGCACGCUGAUGGGAAUGCUUCGUCGCACGUCACAAAACGUGGGCAACACUUUUGCGGCUACUGUAGGUGGAUAUUUGCCAAAAGGUGUGACCGAAAUGUGGGAGCCGGAGCGGGAUUUCGCCUGGAUAAAGUUACCCAAGUCAAUUGGCGGCAACGGUGGUUCAGGAAGUGUCCGGACUGUCGUUGCAAUGAGUAGCAAUACACCCCAGGUGAUGGUAGUGACGGCUGAGGGCAGCUUCUAUGUGUUUAACAUUGAUCUCUCUAAAGGAGGUGAGGGCACUCUGGUGAAGCAUUAUUCAGUACUGGAUUCGAAUGAUCGGUUAAGUUGA
Messenger RNA from Uncinocarpus reesii 1704, 1218 nucleotides. RefSeq lists its product as uncharacterized. Gene Ontology annotation, biological process: nucleophagy; protein localization to phagophore assembly site; protein lipidation. Lineage: Eukaryota; Fungi; Ascomycota; Eurotiomycetes; Onygenales; Onygenaceae. Bases 1 to 1218 code for a protein of 405 amino acids. The record is from RefSeq and is a predicted model, not a curated record. The transcript is spliced from 5 exons. Gene Ontology annotation, cellular component: fungal-type vacuole membrane; cytosol; extrinsic component of membrane. Gene Ontology annotation, molecular function: phosphatidylinositol-3,5-bisphosphate binding; protein binding; phosphatidylinositol-3-phosphate binding.